UUGAGCCAAAUCUUGUGACUGCAAAGAGACAGAGAUAAACAACAGGAAUAUAAAUAGCGAGGAACAACUGGUAGCCCGAUAGAAAAGACCAAUCGGAGCAGAAAUAAGAACUAAAUAAGAAGACCAAAACAACACCCAAAGCCCUGAGCGUUAAUGCGAAAAGGGCUGGGCGUUGCCCUGACUCUCUGCCUGCUCCUGGUGGGGUGGGUGGAGGGUCAGGAGCACUGCAACAAGCCACCAGCAUGGACCAUUGGAGGGAAAGAACCAAUGACCGAUUCUCUGGGCAAAGUGACAGUUGUGGCCCUGCUCCAGGCUAGCUGACAUUUCUGUCUGACUCAGGCAGCUGGUUUGACAGUCCUGCAACAAAAACUACACGAAAAUGGAUUUGUGAAUGUCUCCUUCAUUGUGGUAAAUCACCAAGGGAAAUCCUCACGUGAAAAGUACCAACAUCUAAACUCAAAGGUGGAAAAUCAAAUUCCCGUGUAUCAGCAGGAUGUUAAUCAACCUGAUGUUUGGACGCUGCUCCGAGGAAUUAAGGAUGACUUCCUGAUCUAUGAUAGGUGUGUUACACUAAUGGUUAAUUUUGAGAUUAGUCAACAGCUUUCAGAAU
This is a messenger RNA of Rhincodon typus (whale shark), 610 nucleotides long. RefSeq names its product selenoprotein P. Gene Ontology annotation, cellular component: extracellular region. The record is from RefSeq and is a predicted model, not a curated record. The transcript is spliced from 3 exons. Gene Ontology annotation, biological process: selenium compound metabolic process. The annotation marks the transcript as partial. Gene Ontology annotation, molecular function: selenium binding. NCBI's taxonomy places the organism in Eukaryota, Metazoa, Chordata, Chondrichthyes, Orectolobiformes, Rhincodontidae.